This is a messenger RNA of Radiomyces spectabilis, 1149 nucleotides long. RefSeq lists its product as uncharacterized. NCBI's taxonomy places the organism in Eukaryota, Fungi, Mucoromycota, Mucoromycetes, Mucorales, Radiomycetaceae. Bases 1 to 1149 code for a protein of 382 amino acids. The record is from RefSeq and is a predicted model, not a curated record. Gene Ontology annotation, biological process: lipid metabolic process. The transcript is spliced from 4 exons.
AUGGCAAUGGUCAUUAGUAUCGCCACUACGUCAUUGUCCACUCGAGCCAAGCAAUGCUUGUCCAUUCCAUUGCUCAUGGCGAACCUGCUGAUUCCUGUUUACUUUUCGGCAGGCAAUAUGCCGCUCGAUCUUGUCGCUGCCGUUGGUUGUUACAAUUUCUUUCUACGAUUUGCCGACCUAUUCUGGAUUGGUCCUUUGCUUCAAGGGAAAGAAGCUUAUGCGACCCUGGACAGUUUGCACCAAGACUUUUGGUCAUGUAUGCGCAAAUUUCCCAAAGUCAACAAAGCAGAUAAACUGGCCAAGGACAAGCAAGUGGAUCCACCCUUUGUCAAGGACAAGAAAUUUUACCACUUGCUGCCUCCGCUACUCUAUCACAUGGCGAUCUGUGAUGUCUUUGGAGCUUGGUUUAGCACCUUUACGAGCCAGGAUAUGAUGAUCCUGAACGAACAACGACCCGUGUUCUUUUUCUUCUUUUUCGUUGUGGCGGUGUUCACAUUAAACAGCGUUUUUAAUGCCAUCGGAUACACGAUGCAUCUGUUUUAUUGUCUGUAUUAUGAACAGGGUUCCUAUUCCUCAGCUCAAUGGCGUCUUUUGAUGGAGUAUCCUAUGCUGGCGACGUCGUUGGAUGAACUCUGGUCCUAUCGUUGGCACCAACUGUUACGAUCAACCUGGCUGGCCUUUGCUUUCCGUCCUACGCGUUUGGUCGUUCAACGUCUGCUUAAAAACCGAGUAAAAAAUCCAACCUUGUAUGCUCUCACUGCGGGAAGUCUCGCAGUGUUUACUGUUUCGGGUGGUAUGCAUGAAUACGCAUUAUUCUGCAAUAUUCGUUGGCCGGUCUUUUACCACGCUUUUCUGGGACAACAACAAUUUUUCUUCGUCAUUCAUGGUGUGGGUCUCUUGUUGGAGAAAGUGUGUAGCCACGCUUUACAAAGUCUAAUUUCCACCGCCGUCCACGAUUCGUCCUUUACGACAACCAUUCGAAGGAUUUGGGUGAUUGCGUUUUCUUUUUAUACCUUUCCUUAUUUCCUGCAAGGCUUUGCUUACUGGGGAAUCUAUUUCGACAAUCCGUACCGAGCUCUGACACCUUACGUUCAACAAAUGCUGCGAAACACCCCUGCAUUGCAUUCAUAUUGCGGUAGUCUGCUUUAG